CAAAAUUUUGAUCCUACCUUUGCAGACUUCCUCGUGGCGUAAAUUCUUGUGCAUCAGAUAAGAAAAGAAUCUUCGGCAUAUCAUCAGUGUCCAUAGUUAUUUAAAGUAUGCUUAAAAUGAACUAGUCGCGUUUAAUUUCAGAUACAACCUCUCCGUCGGAUGUAAAUAACGGUAGUGACGAAAAAUGCGUUGAUUCAGAUACCCUGCGCUAGUCGGGGUAUAUGAAGGCUUUCGACAUAUCCUGCGUGUCAGUUUGGGAGACACAGUUGUGUUGGGAAUAUGUUUCCUCAGUAUCUGCAACACUAACUGGCUAAGAGAGAGGAACGCGACGCUCUGAGACGCAUUUAGGCCACCUGUGGAAGCAACAUUACAAUAUAUAUAUAACUAUUAUGAAGUACAGACGAGUUGAGUAUUUUAUCUACCGCUGUCAACUAGAAUUCGCAUUUCGAAAUAUUGUUUUCGCCGAAUGUUAAUGUCAAGUACUCGGAGAUGUAUUCUGAAGCUUUCUGUUCGUGGAAAUCUUGAACAUCUGACCAGAGACAGCUUUUUUUAAGACUUACCUAAUCCCAUUUGAGAAUGAAACAUUGCUGUGUGUAGCACUAAGACAAUACGUGGCAAGUGUUUGUGUUUCGUUUAAAUGACAAUGUAAAGUAUGAAAAAGAACAUUACAUUUCAUACAUAAAGGUAUUAAGUGCAAAUUACCAUGGGGUGCUCUGUCAGUUCUUCACUUUUUGUGGCGAUAACAUUUCUGACCAUGGUUGAGGGUGUGCUAACCUUCUUCAUAUACAUUAAAGAGAGGCGUUUGAGGAAGAGAGAGCAGAGUCCUUUUGUUUACAGUCUGGCCGUCAGUAUUACCCUGCUGUCUGUGUUCUCCUUUGCCUUCAACGUCAGACUCCUUUCGCGUUCGUGUCAAAACGAUCGUAGUAUCACGUGGUGCGUUGUUUUGAACAUUCUUCUACGGUACCUUCACGUCGUCUCUUGUUUCUGCGUGACCUGUCUGGCUCUGUACCGAUACUUGUACCUGUGCUGGCCCCUCCACUGCCCGGUGCUCGUCACCAAGCGCCGCUGUUGCUACGUCACUCUAGCCUGCUGGACGCUGCCCAUCGCCCUGGUUGGCGUUCCGUUUGCGAUCGACGGCCAGGCUCCGUGCGCUGACAUGAAGGUGACGGUCUCCUUCAGCAUCACCUACAUCGUCUUGUACAUCUUGGGAGCCCUCGCUACCUUCGUCGCAUACCUCCUGGUGGCGCUGGAGUUCAGGAGGAAGCACAACAGUGCUUCGCCAAACGCAGACAUCGCCAAGUUCGACUUCCUCGUGAAAGUGCGAACGGAGAGGUGUGCCCUUCACGUCUUCGUGCUCUACACUAUCUUAUCUCUCCCUCACAUCAUAAUGGUCAUCGUGAGCAUGAUCGACAGCGAGAUCGCCCAGGUGACCAGGAACAUCCCAGCCCUCCUGCAGCGUCUGCACCUGCUGCUUUUCCUCCCCUUCUACGCUUGGGCCAACCCCUUCUUCCGCGCCGCCCUCACAAGCUGGGCCAAGAAGACGUGGACGAGGCUGACAUGUGGAGACGGAGAGGGUGACUUCUACCUCCACAGUAACGGCACCAAAGGGGAGUCGGCGGAGAAGGCGGAGAGGCUGAGGCAAGAACCCUCUGUUUGACAUAGGUGCGGGCGGCUUGGCAUGCCUGUAGCUUGUAGUGGUUGAUGUGAGGGAGUAGUGUGGAGUGGGGGUGUUGUGGGAGUGGGGGUGAAGGUGAAAGAGGUCUGUGGUGGAAGAGUUAGAUGAACAAGGGCGGGUAUGUGCCUCCCGUGCCCCCUCUCUGGACCUGCUGAACCACUAGCUUGAUUAAUCCCAUGAGGCUUUAACGUUGUAAAUUGUAAAUAGUGAUGUAGAUUGUGAUUUGUUGUGAUUAGCGUGUUUUCUAUGAUAACUAAUAUAUAUAUAUAUUAGUAUGUAUGUAUGAGGAAGUGCAUUUUAUUAGUAUGCUGGUGAUGAGGUGAUAACUAUGUAAAUAUUAUAAAGAAAAAAUAUCUUCAAUUGAUGAGAAAUUGAAUCUACCAGCGGAUGUGUUAGGAAUCUCUUCACUGCUUUCAAAAACAUGGAUGUUAGUCUUCUCCUUUAGGUGGAACAUCUUCUAAAUUGUGAAUGUAAAACAAAUGUAAAAUUAUGAAAAGAUGAUACACCUUCGAUAA
Penaeus monodon (black tiger shrimp) is the source of this 2190-nucleotide messenger RNA. Its product is annotated as olfactory receptor 6N1-like. Gene Ontology annotation, molecular function: G protein-coupled receptor activity. Lineage: Eukaryota; Metazoa; Arthropoda; Malacostraca; Decapoda; Penaeidae. The record is from RefSeq and is a predicted model, not a curated record. The coding region runs from base 704 to 1657 and encodes 317 amino acids. Gene Ontology annotation, cellular component: membrane. Gene Ontology annotation, biological process: G protein-coupled receptor signaling pathway. The transcript has 2 exons.